Messenger RNA from Harpia harpyja (harpy eagle), 7315 nucleotides. RefSeq names its product NHS like 1 (gene NHSL1). The record is from RefSeq and is a predicted model, not a curated record. The transcript has 9 exons. Lineage: Eukaryota; Metazoa; Chordata; Aves; Accipitriformes; Accipitridae. Bases 597 to 5762 code for a protein of 1721 amino acids. Gene Ontology annotation, biological process: cell differentiation.
UGUUUUAUUGUUAGAAGAGCCUUCCUGGAGCUCCUUCACCAGGCUUUUCACUAGGGGAGAGCAGGGCAGCCAGAAUGAGGAGGCAGAAGUGUGGUCAGUCCCUCAUGCCUCCUGAGCUGUGCCAUGCUGGGGUGUGAUCUCUGCCUGCUCUUCCCCUGUUGUGGGGUGUUUUUGAUGAGCCAGAAGAGAGGACUGAAUCGCAUGCAUGCUCCUGGGGAGCGAUGCCAGGGAGAAGAGUGGAGCUACAGUUUUUGCUGUUGAGUGGAGAAUGGGGAAAACAUGUGCCUUAGUGCUAUAUCCUGCUCAGCCAUUACAUGCUUCUCUGAGCUGCUGCAAGGUGCCACUUUCUGCUGCUUUUCUCCUCUUUGUUUUCUUUGGCAGCUCCCUAAGUGCUGUAUCAAAACAGCUUCAGGGGAGCUGUGCUGGCACGGUCACCCAUCUCCAUGCUGGUGCUGGUUCAAAUGCAGCGAGAAGAAACCUGGAUGGAAGUCGGAUUGAAAUUGUUUAGCCUCCCUCGAAAACCACUGAGAAAGGGGACAGGAACAAUUUCAGAAAGGUCUGUUUGGAACCAAGGCCAGUAGCUGGCUUGAAAGAAAAUGAAAAAGGAGUGUGUUUCAAGAUCUUUCAAACUCAAACAAAACCCAGGCUCCCUCUCGCGUGCUGUAAGCUGGAUAAAUUUCUCCUCCUUGUCAAGGCAGACAAAGAGAUUGUUUCGCAGCGAUGGUGAACUCUCCUCCAUGUGCGUGCAGCAGGUAGACGACGAUGAUGAGAACUGGACCUACAGGAGCCAGCAGAGAAAAGCGGUUUCCAACCUAGAUGAAGAGAGUAGAUGGACUGUGCACUACACCGCUCCGUGGCACCAGCAGGAAAAUGUCUUCCUGCCCUCCUCAAGACCACCUUGUGUGGAGGACCUGCACCGACAAGCCAAGCUGAACCUCAAGUCAGUACUGAGAGAGUGUGACAAGCUGCGUCGGGAUGGCUACCGGAGCUCACAGUACUACUCUCAGGGCCCUACCUUCUCCUCGUCCUCCAGCGCAAUCUGUGGAAGUUACCAGGAUGAUUAUGAAGAAAUUGAACAAAAGUCUAGUCUGUUAGACUGCAUCUCUCAGUCUUGCGUUAGCGCCUGCUGUAACUUGGUUCCCUGGAGCAAAAAGUGUCCCGCCUCUUCCUCAGAAGAAGAAAAGCUUAUUACCAUCAAAAGGCCUAAAACUCCAGUUUCAAAUGAGUUAUCAGAUAUUAACACCCAAACCAACUGGACUAAGUCACUCCCAUUGCCAACGCCAGAAGAGAAAAUGCGACAACAAGCCCAGGCAAUCCAAACAGAUGUGGUUCCUAUUAAUGUGACUGGGGAGAAUUUCGACCGCCAAGCCAGCAUUCGGCGGUCUCUAAUUUACACAGACACGGUGGUAAGACGGCCGAAGAAAGUCAAAAGGAGAAAGACUAUUACAGGAAUCCCUGACAACAUACAAAAGGAGCUAGCAGUUGGCACUGGCCAAAGUGAUUUCCGAGGGCAUUCGAUGUAUGUCCCAGAUCACUGUUCCACGCUAGGGAGACUAGACAGCUAUUGCUGUGCUAUGCAGCGCUCUGAAACCAAGGACACCAGCUGCCAGACGGAGGAAGUUAAAGUUGUGCCCCCUUCAAUGAGAAGAAUACGUGCGCAGAAAGGACAAGGCAUUGCAGCCCAGAUGUCUCAGUUCUCCAGUUCAUCUGGAAACAUGUCAGUGAUGAGUGAUUCUGCUGCAGUUAUAUUUGCUUCUCGCCAAAAUAGCGACAUAGGUUUUCACAGCUUGCCUCGGGCUGGUGCGAGAGUGUCUCUGCAGUCCCUAGAGCAGACACAGAGCAUCUCUAUGCAGACAGAAGACAUCGCUGGCACUUUACCCCACCAGAUAAGUAAAUUGCAAGUGGAUGAUAGUGUCGUGCAUCUGAGGAAUAAUCCCACGACGGGGACCCCGUCGAGGCCAAAGUCUCAAGAGGUGAGAAGCUAUGAUAGCGAAAAGUCCGCAAGCCCAGCAUGUGUGGUCUCUCCUCAUGCUACCUACUCAACAAGCAUCAUACCCAAUGCAACACUGUCAUCCUCCUCAGAAGUUAUCGUUAUUCACACUGCCCAGAGUGCUGGUUCAUUGGAUAGUAAAAUUACAAGCUCCACUGCCUACCCAAAGCCAAGAGACAAUCCUGUUGCCAGCAGUGCAGUAAGUGGGAAAGAAGAUCACCAUUCUUCAAGCGGUAACUGGAGUGAGAGUAGCUCCACACGUCACUCACAGACUUCAGAUACCAUCCCAUCUAAUACUGUCAUGAUGCUUUCUCUUGGUGACUCUGCUGUCUCUCUUAGCACUCCUGGAAAUGCGGAGGCUGGAUCUCAGAGCAUGAGCUACAGCUGUAGGAACAAUCUUGCUUUACCAAACCCUUCCCAGGACAGCGAUGGUAGGAGUGAAUCUAGCUAUUCAGGGGAGCAAGCACAAGCAGCAGUGAGCAGCACAGAGCAUUGGCUGUACAAGUCUGCAGAAAACAGUGAGACUCCUUCAUGCAAGGUGGUUUGUACCACACCAGGCUGUGCCACUCCCGGCAGCAACCUGAGCAGCAGCAGCCUGGAGAGGACUUCAGUCAGGGACGAUUCUACUUCUCUGUAUUCUGUGGACCAUGAUGGUUAUUACAGUUCCGCGCAUAUGGACUCCGGACUGAAGUCAGACGUGCCAUGCAAUAGUACUAAUGGUUUUGGGAACCCCAGAGACAGCGUGAUAAAUGUCUUCGAAGGAAAGGAGAAGAAACAUCAGGAUGACCAGUCAGGCCAAGGUGAGAAAUCCCUUGCAAGAAACAUCUCUCUGAAAAAGGCAAAGAAGCCGCCUUUGCCACCAUCCAGAACAGACUCACUCAGAAGGAUGCCCAAGAAAAAAGCCCAGUCUAAUGGACAGGUACUUGAUGAAACCCUCAUUGCCACUCUCCAGCAUUCUCUGCAGCUGAAUCUCAAGUGCAAAAAUGGCAGCUCCCCUUCCCAGAGCCCCUGCAGUGAUUAUGAGGAUCCCUGGGUGUUGCGAUCCCGCAGCCAAAGCUCAGUCAGUGCAAGCAGUAGCAUGAUGUCCACCACUGCUCCAAACCUGUACUCCAUCUGCACAGUCACUCCCUCUCAGAGUGAAACAAGUAGCAUCAAGUCGGAGUACGCUGACCAGUGGGGUUACUACAGCGACUAUCCCGCAGUGACAGAUGACCAGGUAAAAUCCUCAGUGACCCAUUCUGCCAGUACAUCAUCUGCUCUCAGCGAUUACAGCAUCAGCCACUUCAGUGAUGGCUCAAGGGCUUCUGUGCCACAAGUGCCCAGUGGACUGGCCAAACCAAAGAGCACUUCUCCAGAGAAAUCCCACCGAGUCACAUCGCCGUCGAGUGGGUACUCCAGCCAGUCCAAUACACCCACUGCGCUUACUCCAGUGCCUGUAUUUUUAAAAUCUGCAUCAUCAGGAAAUGGGAAGUCCAAGCUGAAGCCUAAAGUGCCUGAAAGGAAAUCCUCUCUUCUGUCUUCAGUCUCCAUGUCUUCAUCCUCCACUUCUCUUUCUUCGAAUACAUCUACUGAAGGGAGCGUGAGUGUGAAGAAAUUGGACCCCACCCUGAGCUCUCCUCCGGAUUCUAGAGCACCUCCGCCACCACCUCCUCUUCCAACACCUCCUCCGCAUUGCCCCGAACUUUCUCCUCCCCCUCCCCCUCCUCCUCCUCCAGCAGAAGUCAUGGAUCUGUCCCCGUUGCCAGCCUCUCCCACGUUCCCCCCUCCUCCGCCAGAAGCUGAUGUAAAUUCUUCCUUUGCCCAGACUGUCCCGUGGUUUCCGCAAGAAGCCUCCAUCAGUUUGUUCUCUUCCCCCGUUCCUCCUCCUUCUACUUUCCCCUUAGCUGUCCCGCCACCAGCACCACCUCUUGAUCCCAAACUAACAAAAGGUGCAACAAUAUACCCACAGUAUUCUUUUAAGAAACGUAACCAGGAAGAUUCUUGCUACAGUCCAGUGAAGCAGCCACUCAACAAGCAAGACCCAUCGAGACCUGUGAUGCCCUUAGUAACUACCAAAGCAUUGCAAAUGGUGCAGCUGAGGUCCGUGAAAAAAGCAACAGAAGGUGAGCCAUCACCUGAAUCUGCUUCUGAAACCACCUCUCAGGAAAAGGGUACUGUAAAUUCAUCAUCACAGUCUUCCGUAAAGCCAUCUCUCUCACUAAGACUCAGUAACAGCUUAGGCGAAGAGGAAAUGAAAACUCAAGGCACUUCAUUUAAAAACUCAGUUCAAACACUGGCUCGGGGUUCUCCUCUCAUUCUCUCCGAUAACAUACCCGUGCUUGACAGCGAUCAAAAGCCUGCAAGUGCAGUGGGUCUAAACAAGUCUUUUGAAGCUGAUUCACUGGGGACAGCUACUGAAGACACGCCCGAGUCUUCAGUGCAGAGCGAAGACCUCCAUUCUGGCAUGUCACUUCAGGGGUCACCAGCAUCUCCUGACAAGACUCAGGUUAUACUGCCAAGCAAGAAACCACCUCCUAUUUCAAAAAAACCCAAACUGUUCCUUGUUGUACCACCUCCACAGUUAGAUUUUACAGUGGAGAAAAUAGCUGAAGUGAGUGAUGUUGUCAGAAGCACAUCAAGCCCAACUAAGGGAGACGCUGAGCUUGCACACUGCGAGGAGGCGAGAAAUUGUCUUACAGAUGGACUCAUUUCUAGCGAGAUGGACUCUGGCAGCCUGGUUCCUGAGGGAGGAGCUGCCGGAUUCACCUUCUCUGAGACAGUGGGAGCUAAUGCCUUUGUGGUGCAGCCUGCUGCAUCACCAGUUCAAGAAGAACCCAGGCAGGAGGAGCAGUCUGCUUUUGAUGAAGGAAGCAGUUCAGGCAGCAGCCAAGACAGCGGCAGUAACGCGGACGGGCACCUAUCUCAAGAGAACGAAAGUGCGGAGGUAUUUGAAUCGGAUACAGCAAAUAGUUCAUUCCUGCCGAGCAAUAGUUAUGGGGAAGAGACAGACGGAGUGGCAACACCAGCGAGACCAAGGACUACUGAGGAUCUUUUUGCAGCCAUUCACAGAUCCAAAAGGAAAGUCCUUGGCCGUAAAGAUUCUGAAGACGACCGUACCCGCAACCAUUCUCCAUCGCCCCCCGUAACUCCCACUGGUGCUUCCCCAACCUUAGCUACCCUCAAACAAGCCGGAUCAAUUCAGAGAAGCAUUCGCAAGAGCAGCACCAGCAACGACAACUUCAAAGCCCUGCUGCUGAAGAAAGGGAGCCGCUGCGACACCAGUUCCCGCAUGUCCGCAGCAGAGAUGUUGAAGAACACGGACCCGCGGUUCCACCGGACGAAGACGGAUGCCUCCCCUGACCUUUCCGACAGCCCUGCCAGCUGCUCGCCCAGCAAGAGCAAACGGGCCCAGGAAGAGUGGGCCAAGAGCGAGGGCCUGAUGCCAAGGAGCAUGUCCUUCUCUGGCACUAGGUACGGCCGGUCACGAACACCCCCCUCUGCUGCCAGCAGCAAGUACAAUGUCCGCAACCGCAUCCAGAGCAGCCCCAUGACUGUCAUUAGUGAAGGAGAUGGGGAAGUGGUGGAACAGUCAGAGGGCAGGGUCCGAAGGACUUUGGAAGAGCAGCAAGAGAGGCAGCUUGAUAUGUUUAACAGUGAUGAAAUGGACACGAAUGACUUUCCAUAUGCUGAGGAGGCAGGCUGCAAGGAGACCUUGGAUCCAACCCAUCUAGACUUAAUGACUCAGCCAGGUACUUCAAGGAAGUAUCUAAGCCCUUCAGCUGAAGAAAGUUAAAAGGCAGUGACAGAAGGCAUUGGAUAUUAGUCUAGAAAAUGACAGAGGACUAGAUUCCAGAAGAAAGCCGAGACCAGGACAAGUUUACUUUGCUGAGCAUUUAUUCCAUGAACUGCAUGUGUGUGUUUAAAUGCUAAAGCAGUGACAGUUCUGCAUGGUUGUGUUGGGGAGGACUUGCUAUGAAUGAGUGGUCUGUGGCUUAAAGAAAGUUAACAGUUGAAUUUUUUGUGUAAAGCCUUAGAAGUCCUCUUGUUGGGGGGGGAGUUUUCUCAGAGCCUGUAGGGGUGUGAAGUUUUUCUUUUUCUUGAGACUGCAAUUGUGCAAGCAAAAUUUAGGAAUAAGCCUGAAAAAAGAGGAAUGGGAAGGCUCCUGUGGUACAAGCUGGACAUCUGCUUCAAAAGCAUUGUAGUGGUGCAGCGUAGUGUGUUCAUUAAGCAGAGGGAGGCACGAUGAGGCACAUUCACCUAUGAGGAGGUAGUAGGUUGGUGCUGGGGAUACAUGGCUUAUUACUGGGGUGUGCCCCAGUGUUCAAUGAAGCGUGUCCUGCUAAAGCAGUUAGGUCACCAGGUUAUGAAUUGGUCCAGGGUACUUUUUUUUUUCCUGAGGGAAAAUGAAAUAUGUAGUUAACGUAGAAAAGGGAGCUGAGUUUUAUAGCACACUGCUAGCUGCUAUGCAGCCACGUGUACGCUUGGUGAAACACUCAUUUCUAAGUGAAUUGCUUCCUUGACUAGAGUAUUCCCUUAGAGAACUGGAACAACUGGAUGUGUGCGGAGGAUGCCAGCAGACAACAGAAAUGUGGGAGAGGAAUUAAGCAGUGUACUGCCAGAGUUUGGAAGGGUUGCAUUUCUGAAUUAGAAAGCAAAAUUUGACUUUGAGAACUUGCACUACAGAGCUGUAGGUGGGGCCUGUCUUUCAAAAUUGAAACCUGGGAGUUGUGUUUUGCCAGAAGUCUUUCUUCCAUUUGUCAAAAUGGGAAGAUUAUUACUUUUCAUCACUUGAAAUACAGAUACUUGCUAACUUUUGGUUACCAAAGAAUAAGUUACAGUUACUUUCCUUUUUUAUUUGCCUGCAGUAUUUCUCUUCUUUUUUAACCUUAAUAAUUUAGUGAGGUUCGGUUUUAUUGUAUAUUUUACAGAUAAUAAAAACAUUUAACAGUUUUCCAAUUGUCAAGAAGACCAUUAAUUAAAACUGAAAUAUUGGCUGCAGUUUUUGGUUCUUAGUAGGAACGAAGCUUUUAAUUUUUAAGAAGAAUUUUGCAUCACUUGAUGGCGUGCGCAGUUUUUGUAUUGUUUGUAAAUAUUGAAAGUUGUUAAAAUAUCUUUUGAUCUCCCUACCGUAGAAUUUAUACAUUUUUAGAUUGCUUUUAAGAAGAAAAAGCACUCUUUGUAGAUUAUUUAUUUUAGAGAAAUAUGCUUGUAAUCUCUUUCUUCAAUCUUUUACUUGUUAGUAAUGUAAAUUUCAGGGGCCUUCGUUUAACUCUUCCCUUCACAAGAGGGGAAUAGUGAUGAAAAUGCUGUGACUUUGCUUCAAUAAAGAAAAAGGCUGCCAGUUGC